This is a messenger RNA of Tuber aestivum (summer truffle), 3222 nucleotides long. The record is from the annotation of a GenBank genome assembly. NCBI's taxonomy places the organism in Eukaryota, Fungi, Ascomycota, Pezizomycetes, Pezizales, Tuberaceae.
GAGAUACCCUCCACAAGAAGCUGCUGUCUCCCACUUCAUCUUGCAAUCUACAGUCGAAAAGAAUAAUUCAUACGUAGACUAUCGGAAGUCACAGGGACUGUCUACCUCAAAGUUGAGCGCCGAUUUUUGUCCAUCUUUCACUGCCGCUACUAAAAGAUAGCGAUAUAACAGAGCCACACCCUUACACUUUCCCUCUCGAGCCAACAAAAUUCGUGAGAAAAGAAAUGGCAGAGCCCUUCUCCGUGGCUGCCAGCGGCUUGGCCCUCAUUCACCUCGGCGUGAAGGUUUACCAGCUUUGCGAUGACUACUGCGAUGUAGUCAAGGAGAGCCAACAAGAUUUCAAGAAAUUGGGAGAUGAAAUCAGGAGUAUUGACAAACAGUUGAAGGAAAUACGGAGCCUUGCUACGCAGGGAGAUGAGAACAACCCGCGAUAUCCCGAGCUCCUUGAGUGGACGAAAAACGAAAGUUUGAAAGGCUAUCAGACUACCCUAGAGGAGUUGAAGGACAAGUUAGAUGUCCCGGGAUGGAGGAAAUCCUCCAGGAAAUUACUUUGGCCAGUUCACAAGCCAAAAAUGGAGCGCUACCUAGGCUUGGUUGCGGAGCAGAGAUCAAAGCUUCAAUUGUUGCUAAACACCGCCACAACGUAGGUUACCCAUUCCUCGGUGCCCUGAGAAUCUAACUUCCCCACUUGCUCUUCACUUCUUUUUUUUUUUUUUUUUUUUCCCAGUUGGUAGACUAAUGGGUUUCUUAGGAAGACGGUAACAAAGAUGUCGCGAAAACAAGAUGGUACUUGGUCACAUUAUCCCUAACCCUGCCGAUUAUUUUCUUUACUAAUAUCUGACAUUUCUAAAACCGCAGAGAGUGAAUUUCGGGAAGUACAGAGAUGGCUUAACGUCGUUGAUCCUGCUACCAAUUUUUCAUCUGCACUUGCUGUUCGUGAACCCGGGACGGGGAAUUGGCUUCUGGAGGGACGUGAUUAUAAGUACUGGAGGGAAGGUAGUGGGGGCGUUCUCUGGCUUCAUGGAAUACGUGAGUCUAUGGAUGAGGAAAAUCUUAUGCUCCGAAAAAUCAACUAACAUUUGUGUCUUGUAGCUGGAUGCGGCAAGAGUGUCCUGAGGUGCGAACCUAAUCGCAUGUCCGGAGGUGCAAUAUAACUUCUUUUACUAACUAACACUUCAGUGCUACCGUCAUCGAAGAUAUCCAAAGCCUAUGCAGCAUGAGCGAUGAUCAUGCUUUGGCCUAUUUUUACUUUACUUUCAGUGACUCGCAAAAGCAAAACCUGGCCAAUAUGCUCCUAUCUCUCAUUGGCCAACUACUCCGAGCGCGUUCCGACCUGGUCUUACCCGAUGAGAUUAUGAAAUUGUAUCAUAACUCCAAGGCAAUUGGAACGUCACCCAAUAUAAAAGAUCUGCGAACCGUAUUUUCACGCAUCGCGAAGCUUUCUAAAAAGGCCUUUAUUAUUUUAGAUGCCUUGGACGAAUUCCCCAAGGAGACACGGGGGAGUGUCCUAUCCUGGAUUGGCGAGCUUACGGUGGAUCAUGAUGCGGGAUCGCUGCCCAUUCUCGUCACUAGCCGUCCCGAGGCGGAUAUAGUGGGAUCCUUAGAACCGCUUACCACUUUUGCAAUAUCCCUGCAAUCCGGGAUUAUUGAUGCAGAUAUCCGCGCAUAUAUACAGAACUCUUUAGACGGCAAGGAUGGCUUCAAGAAAUUUACCAAGGAAAUUAGAUGUGAGAUAGAGGACACACUCGUUUCUCGUGCACAAGGAAUGUAUGUUACACUCAAUUUUCCAAUCUUCAACUUAGGCUGAUACAAGGUUUGAUAUGUGAAGGUUCCGAUGGGUAGAUUGCCUUUUACGAAUUCUCCAGGAAUGCAUAACGCCAAAAGCUGUUAGAGGCGCCUUGAAGGAACUGCCGAAAGACUUAGAUUCUGUCUACUUAAGGAUCCUUGACAGCAUUCAUGAGACACAGAGGGAAUACAUUCAGCGUGCGAUGCAUUGGCUCUCGUUUUCGGCUAAACCAUUGACCUUAGGCCAACUUGCGGAGGCAGUUGUGAUCGAAUCCGAUGUCAACAAUUACGGCGAAGAUCCAGAAACUCUUUUUGAGAUACAUUCCCUCAUGAGCAUUUGCCCAAGUCUUAUUUCCUUCGAAGAUGCGAGGGACGAUCAAUCCUCCGCCAAGGAAACCCGGCUAUUACGACUAGCGCAUUUUUCGGUAAAGGAAUAUUUGAUCUCCGACCGGGCAGCUCAGGGCCCCAGUGCCUACUACCAUAUUUCGGAGGAUAAAGCCAAUUUACUGAUGAGCCAUGCUUGCCUCAGUCGGAUAUUGCGAUAUGGUUCUCAAGUUGCUAUAUCCGCAGACAAAAUCCAAGUGACCCCAUUUCUCCGUCAUAGUGCUCGUUAUUGGUUCAUAUAUAUUAAAGCUAUCGAGAAUAUAGCACCCGCACCACUCUCUAACGCUUCUCUCAAAGUCCUGGAGCUGGGCCAAAGUUGGCUAGAUAUACAUAACCCUGAUGACCCUGACUGGAAUAGGCCUCUGGGUUCUAGAGUUUACCCACCAGCAAUCUACUAUUCCUCAUUGUUAAAUUUGGUGGUGCCCUGUAAAUUGCUGGUCGAUAGGAAGGAGGAUGCAGUAAACGUGGAUGCUCAAGGUGGCUGUUAUGGCAAUGCACUACAAGCAGCUACAAUUCGAGGGAAUGAGUCGGUUUUGCAGCUUCUCCUCGAGCGUGGGGCAGAUGUGAAUGCUCAGGGUGGGGAGUAUGGUAAUGCACUACAAGCGGCGGCAUCGGAAGGAAAAGAAUCGGUUGUCCAGUUUCUCCUCGGUCAUGGGGCAGAGGUCAACGCCCCAGGUGGCAUUUUGGGUAACGCACUACAAGCAGCUGCACGCAGCGGGCAGGAAUCGGUUGUGCAGCUUCUCCUAGACCGUGGAGCAGAGGUGAAUGCUCAGGGUGGCCAUUAUGGAAAUGCACUACAAGCAGCUGCACAAAGCGAGAAGGAAUCGGUUGUGCAGCUUCUCCUUGAGCAUGGGGCAGAUGUGAACGCUCAGGGUGGCCGUUAUGGCAAUGCCCUGCAAGCAGCUGAACGGCUGGGGGCCGAUUCGGUUAUACAGCUUCUGUUGAAAUAUGGGGCUGAGAGAAAGAUCUGAAUAUGGCCUGUGCGCUGCAGCACGAGUAGUUUCGGUAGUGACGAGGUUGUCGGUAGUUUAAUUACUUGAAAAGGAUAGUUUG